GCGAGGGUAAUUUCUGAAACCACAAGGUAAGUGAGUGAUAUAAGACUAAACAUUUUUCAUGGAAAAUAGGUUUUGAACUCCCGAAAAGAAAGUGAAACCAGGAAAAAAGGGAAAACCGGGUCGGGUCCUACUUAACAUUUCAAUAGUGAAGAAGAGAUUGCUCAAUUUUGGCAGCCAUGGACAAGGUUCAAGAGAUAGUAGAAAAGCAAGUAUUAACGGUUGCUAAAGCCGUUGAAGACAAGCUUGAUGAUGAGAUUUCGGCCUUAGAUCGGUUAGAUCUUGACGAUAUAGAGGUAUUACGAGAACGUAGAUUGCAACAAAUGAAGAAAAUGGCUGAGAAACGGAAUCGUUGGGUGUCUCUUGGACACGGCGAAUACUCCGAAAUCCCAAACGAGAAGGACUUUUUCUCUGUUGUUAAGGCUAGUGAACGCGUCGUCUGCCAUUUUUAUCGCGAAAAUUGGCCUUGCAAGGUGAUGGACAAGCAUUUGAGCAUACUGGCAAAACAGCAUGUAGAGACACGUUUUGUGAAAAUUAAUGCAGAGAAAAGCCCAUACUUGGCUGAGAAGCUUAGAAUUGUUGUUCUUCCAACCCUUGCCCUCAUAAAAAAUGCUAAAGUGGAAAACUAUGUGGUUGGAUUUGAUGAGCUAGGGGGCACCGAUGACUUUAGCACUGAGGAACUUGAAGAGAGGUUAGCUAAAGCUGAAGUUAUCAUUUUUGAGGGUGAGUCGUCAAGAAUUUUAUCAAAAUCCAAAGCUCAGACCAAGAAGAAUGUCAGGCAGAGUUCAAAUCCUGACUCGUCGGACUCAGAGUAAAUGUAAACUAGCUUGUUUAUGUUUAUUCCUUUUUAAUACUACGACAUAGUUUGUUAUGGAACACACUCAUCCAAAAAAAGAGGUUGUUGCGAAAUUUACCUACUCUUUUAAGAAUUGGAAGAUGUUGGUUCUGUUUCUCCCAUGAAUCUUGGCCAUUUAGACCAAAAUUUUAUGUAAGCUAUUGUAAAAUUCCUCUUUGGUUAUAUGUGAUGGGACAUAUACUGCUCCCGUAGUCCUAGUCAUGCCUUAGCUUUGUUGCUUUUUUGCCUCAGUAGUGUAUAAUUUAUGUUCGAUGUGAUAAUACAUUGUAUUUGUUCGUUACUAUAUUAAGGACGCUUUCUUGAA
This is a messenger RNA of Lycium barbarum (goji berry), 1157 nucleotides long. Its product is annotated as thioredoxin domain-containing protein 9 homolog. The coding region runs from base 177 to 812 and encodes 211 amino acids. Gene Ontology annotation, cellular component: cytoplasm. Gene Ontology annotation, biological process: microtubule cytoskeleton organization. The record is from RefSeq and is a predicted model, not a curated record. The transcript has 4 exons. Lineage: Eukaryota; Viridiplantae; Streptophyta; Magnoliopsida; Solanales; Solanaceae.